Messenger RNA from Moneuplotes crassus, 1304 nucleotides. NCBI's taxonomy places the organism in Eukaryota, Ciliophora, Spirotrichea, Euplotida, Euplotidae. The record is from the annotation of a GenBank genome assembly.
UAUAAUAAAUAUCAGAUGUUUCCACCAUUAAAUGCAAAGAAGGGCUCUAAGGCUUCUUUGGAGCUUCAAGUUUCUCCACGGAUUCCUAGCAACAUCAAGGACAGAAAUGAAGAAAAUAGUAAUGAAGAGGGCUAUCAAAUGCCAAGGAGCCAUAGAUCAAUGUAUAAAUCAAUGAAAGCCAACCUCUCUGAAAUUGAAAGUCAGUGGGAAAGGACCAGUCUUGGCACAGCAGCUAAGAACAGUAUUAAGACUGCUAGGCAAAGCGUUGAUGAUAUUCUGAGAGGAGCCAAAAAUAAUCGGAGACAGCUCAUUAACUUGAAGUCGAUGGUGCCUACUACUGAUCAUGAAUCAGAGGAAUAUGACACCGACAUUGGAAUGUCUCAGAAAGCAAAGUCAACAGUGUCACCUUAUGACAGAUUAAAGGUCAGCUUAAAGAGAAAAUAAGUAUAUGUUGGUUAAGAAAAUGCCUCAAACUUUGAAGAAACCUAAGAAGGCCUUCCGUGUAAAGCCUAAGCAGACUACCGAGGAAGAACACAAGGCUAUUGUUGAGGUGGGCUUUUCCAAUAUCCCUAAACUCAAAUUAAACAAUCCAUUUAUUGAGCGACAGGAGAAGCUAGCCAGUGAGAAUAAGAAUAGCCAGUUUGUUGCAAAAGAUCUUAUUUAUUUCAAAGAUAUAAGGCAGAAGGAGAAGAAUGCUGCUUCUAUGGAGAGGAGGCCUAUUCAUCCUCAAUUUUCAUCAACUUUCAACGUAACUUUACCCUUUAAAGAUACUCUACUGGAUCUUACUCCUGAAAUGCCUCCUAAUCAAGGAAUUUCGACUAUUUAUAAUGGGACUCCGAGAGAGGCUCGACUGCUAGAGAAGAGUCAGGAAGGUCACAACUUUAAAAAUAAUAGCCCUAAGAAGUUUAUGUUCAACCCUGAGAAGGCUAGAGUAGCUGUAAACGAUACCAGGGAGAAUUCCAGUUCUAAAGAGGUUAAAAAGAAAGUGAAAUAAGGAGAAGCACAAGAAAGUAUUUGAAAAGAAGGAUAAAAUUAUUAUAACCUCCCGGGAUAGAGCACUUGUGUUUGCAAAAGGGAUUAAAAAGCCGAAAUCAAUGAGGGAUAUGCUUCCCAAAAGGUACCCCAACGGGAAGGUGAAAAUCAUGGAUGCUGAUCUGAAUACUAUCCAGGAUGAAGGGGAGCUAGAAGAGGCCAGCUCCAUAAAGUCUGAUUAUCGAUGUGUAAUAGACCCAAACAAGAUGAAAUUAGUCGAGCAGACUAUAAGAAUGUUGUACUAAGCCAUGGCUCAGAUUCAAUUUAUGCCA